Molecule: messenger RNA, 408 nt
Organism: Adineta ricciae
Lineage: Eukaryota; Metazoa; Rotifera; Eurotatoria; Adinetida; Adinetidae
Source: the annotation of a GenBank genome assembly
AUGGGAAUUCAAUGUUUAUGUAUAUAUAAACACAUCCAUUCACAACUCGAUCGCCGACACAGUUGUACGACUAUGGAAGGAUCGACUGGCAGUAAUAAGACACCCUCAAGUACAACAUCUAAUGCUAACCACACCGAAUCUCAACCAUCGCAAGCUAGUGCGAGCAACGAGCCAGCAAGCAAAUCACAAGUAUCUGCAAAUGCUACUCUAUGUGUGGUGUGCUCUCUUCGACCGCGAGCACUUGCACUUGUACCCUGCGGUCAUUUUUCUGUUUGUGUACCAUGUGGACAUGGCGUUCAAACUUGUCCAAAUUCUCAGCACAUGACAGAUCAUAAAAUGAAAAUGUUAAAUAUAGGACUAGUACAAACAUUAACUGCCUGCCUUUCGAAGAAAAAAAACAGAUAUUAG